UUGUGUAGUGAAGAUUUCCAUUCAACUACAAAAUUCCACCUCAAACUCAAUGUCAUUGAUACAGCUGCUCAAUCUUUUUCGCAGACAUUAAAAUUCGUUGAAUCCAUCAAUACAACUCACGAAAACGUGGAGAUGGUUCAUUUAGUUUUACACCAGUUGUUGUACCCCACCUAUUUAAAGUGUAGUCCAGUUUAUAAAUUGUGUCUCGUAUGUCCUGUAAUUAUGGCCAACACGCUACUUUUGCGAAGAAAAGAAAAUUAUUCAGUGACAAAUCUCCAAGACGUGCUUGAUGACGCCUACAAACUACUUCAAGAACCAAUAGCCUCAUCCCUUCCUUAUAGCUCUUGCGCUAGUGCACUCGUUUUUUUACAAGACAAGUUUUUGAAAACAUCUGUGAAAGACCCAUGUUUCUCACCCUUCAACAAUCUUGUUAAAACUUGCUCACGUGUUCUUCAAUUACUGACUUUAAAAAUUCAAUUACCACUUGAGCAUUUGCAUAGCUCAUCUUUCAUGAACUGUUCUAACUAUAGUGGAGACAUUUGGGAAAAAAGAUUAGCAUUGCUUGUGUUACAUGGGGUCUCAAUUAAACGAGAAACGUCUUAUAGUUCUUACUUUGAUGACAAAUCUCUCGCAAUAUCAGAUGGUCCUCAUCUUAUUCAACUUAUAAAAGUCCUACGUAUUUCGGAUGUUCUUCCCACCCAUAAAUCACCCAUACACCCCAAAACGGAACUAUCCUUCCUCCAAUUGUUUUCCCCAGCCGCUGAUCCAUGUUUUGUGUAUCAAAGUAUUCUUAUCCUAGGCCUUUUAUAUCAACAACUUACGCAACCAAAAGUACAUGAAAAAAUUGUUUUAGAAGAUAUUCAGGAAACCAAUUCUUCGCCCUCCUUUACUAACGCAUUACUUCCUUUUAUGCAAUGGAUUAUCAGCUUAUCGAAUCAGUUGAAAUUAAACGAUUGGGGAGUCACCUCAGAAGAUUCGUUAGAUCCGGCAAUGGUACCAAUUGUUUCAAUGCUCAGUGCUCUUUGGACAAGUCUUUCCUUCACGAAAACUUUACCUGCUUUAAAUACAGCACCCACCUUAGUUAACAAUUUGAAGUUUACUCAAAGAGCAUUAAAUACAUUUAUUGCGUUACAAGGACCAACAGAAAAAUUAGUUCAACGUGAACUUUUAAUACUUCAAGUCUCUAUUUUACGCUGUUGUUUACGCUUAGGAGAAACGGAUGCUAAGCACGAUAAACUUGUCUCAUAUUUUAUCACUCACACGUUUAAAACCGUUGCCUCUCAGUGUUAUGAAAACACACCUGAUUAUUAUUUAAAAAAUACUCUUUACCGUUUCGUUUAUUUUAAUGCAUGGAAUGCAUUGAUUAUUCUAUUUUUUCGUUUACCCUUUUCGCAAUUCGUGAUACAUUUCACAUUAGGGGUUUUAAGUUUACCAAAGCCGAAGCAUGACGCAAUUGUAUGGGUGUUUGUUCUACAGCAGCUGAUCCAUUUAACAGCCAUGUUAUGCACAUUAUGUAAAGGUUCAAUGAGGGACCAUUGUUCAAAGCUUUUUGUGGGUAUCACUUUUGAUAGUCUAUUAAAUACUGCAGCAGACAAAGAAUUUUAUCCCAUUCAUUCAAGAUAUCAACAAAAUAUUAAAUAUGUUGGAAAGAAAUUUUGUGAAGAAAUAUUGCAAACAUCGUUUACAAAAUAUUUUACGCCACAUCUUUUCACAGUUCCUGAAUCGGAUUCUCCUUGUCAAUUUAGCCCUACAGUACCGUUAUGUGUACAAUCCUCUUUUACAGAACUAUUCUGUAGUUAUAUACGACUAAAACUUCUUGUAGAAAAUGAGAAUUUCUCUCAGGUUCUUGACCAGCUUAGCAUCGAUCGAAUUCCGAUGAUUCUUUUGGCACAUCUUUCAGUACAAAAUUUAUGUUACGACUAUUCGCUAAUUGAUAUAUUCUUUAAAAAAUUAUUUGGUUGCGAGGCAGUUAAAGACAGUGAUUGUAACGAUUUCGCAUUAAGUUUGUGCUAUUGUUCAGCGCACCAUCAACGACUUUUUGUAAAGGACAUUUUUCAUGAGGCUUCGACAACUCAGGAUAAACGUGAUCGCGCUCAAAAGAUUCUUCAGUUCUUUUUUUUUCAUUCACGGUUUAAGUUUCAACCACUCUAUAGCAUAUCUAAACACGACGAAUGCGCUCCAGCCCUUCCCGUUAAAUCUAUAGAGCAAACGUGGACUACAAAAUUGCUUGCAUGUCACACACUUCCUGUAAUGAGUAGCCGAGAACUUUUUGUUACUGAAUUUGGAAUUCUUUAUUUAAGUCAAAUAAUGCAACCUCCUAAUCCUUUUCAACCCAUUGUUAUACCAUCCCGAGAAUGCUUGAUGAGUAAAGAAAUGCAUGUAUGUGAACGAAUUAUUUCUACUUGGACAAUCCCCUCUACCGUCAUAUUUCCAGUACCUUCAUGUUUUAUGCCAACUCUUUAUACGGUUUUAAAUCGUUUGAAUUUUCCUCAAAACCAUCAAAACAACUCUUGUACCAAACUAUUACCAAACAUUACAACCCCUAUAACAACAAUCCACUUUGAAGGCUAUUUAGAUCUUUUGUAUUUAUUCCCUAAAGAAACCCAUACAUUUGUAUCUAGUGAUGUGCUUCAUUCUUGUUUAAAAAAACGUUAUAAAUCACUUGUCUCCAGAUGUCUUUUUAAUACAUAUUUUUCAGCAUGCGGUGAUCUUGAAAUGCCUUCUCAAAUAUGCUCGAGUACCGCACCAGUCAAUACUCCAGUAAAUUUUCUACGCUAUUCAUUUUUAGUACAUAUGGGAAGACAAAUACUUUCGGAACUGUUCGAUACGGAAAGCAAUAAAGAAACAAUUUUACAUUUUUUAACCAACACAUUCUUGCACUCACAUUCUACACAAUAAACGUGUUUUUUUUCAAUAAAAAUUCAGUAAAAAAAAUUCUUUAGAUUUAACUUGUGCUACAUAACUCCUAGAAACCGUUGUUUCCGACUCAAAUUUCCCUAGCUCCGAGCUUUCUCUACUCGCGUAAACUAUAUUAUAAAAAAAAGAAAAAGUAACAAAAAUUUCGCUAUUACCUGA
Messenger RNA from Hylaeus volcanicus, 3075 nucleotides. RefSeq lists its product as uncharacterized. The record is from RefSeq and is a predicted model, not a curated record. The transcript has 6 exons. Lineage: Eukaryota; Metazoa; Arthropoda; Insecta; Hymenoptera; Colletidae. Bases 133 to 2898 code for a protein of 921 amino acids.